UUGUAAUAACAAUUCAAUGCUAAGGAACACUGCUCCACAUACCAACGAAAUUCGACUUGUUCUGUGCGGCGCGGAAAAAUUAACGUAUUGACGUCAUUGCGAAAUUCGAGAAAUUACACUGCACGAAAGAACGCCACUAGUUCUAAACAAACAAUUGCCGCGGAAGCAGAAGUAAAUAAACUAUUACAAAACACAGAAAACUUGUGGAGGGUGGAGUGAGUGAAGCUGGUAAACAGUAAAUUCGUUCAUGUUAAUUACGCCGAGGCAAAUGCCAAACUUUGGUCUACGUUUGCGCAAGGAUUUGAAUGUUAAUGAUAAACCCUGAAUGAGAUUCAGGCGAAUCUAUCAAUGACCAGGUGAAGUAAAUAUAGCAAAGACUUUCGGCAGGGUCGGACCACACACCGCAUAUGCAGCACUUAUAGAAAAACUAAUUUAAAAAACAAAAAAACAAACGACGGCUACAUUUUCUGUAUACGAAAGAUACAUUAAAAUGGCUGAAAACCAAACAAAAACGACCUCUAGCAAAGGAUUCAAUGAGAAGAGAUUAACCGCACCACAGAUCCUGAGACCCCACAAUGCUGGGGCUGGAGGAGUGCGUAGUGGAACAGAGCCCCAAGGCAGGGCCACAGCGAGCUUCCAGGAAGACUGGCAGACGCUGGUCGUCGGCAAAAAUAAAUUGAAGCGCAAGAAGAAGCUAAGCACAUCCCUGACAUCCGUUGGGGAUACAGUCAAUCAGGAGAAGCGCACCCGUAUCGAGGGUAUCCACUUGCAGUGUCGCGGCAAAUUGCGCGCCAAGGAUACAAAUACUUUUGAGGCUGCAAAAGUACCAAGUGCAGGCAUCAAACCCGCGAAGACAGAGCGUCCACCGGUGAUCAUUGGAGGAGUAACCACAACCAAUGUGAAAGCAGCACCGCCGCAGCGGAUAAAGCGCAAGCUGCAGGAGAAUCUGGAUACCAUACAAAAGUUAAAUGCACUCACGGAGCAGCUACGUUUGGAGGUGAACGAGCUCAAGUCCAGCCUGAUCACAGAGCGAGGAGCAGUGCGUGCCCUAAGGGCCCAAAACGAUGCCGAUAGCCGCAAAUGGAAGAACGAUGUUAAGAAACUUCAGCACACGCUGGACGUAACCAAAAAGUGUAAUGGUUCAAAGAAACCCAACGAAUUGGCCCACGAGGCCAACAAUGCCAGCACCAGCACACACGUGACGACGGCCGAUGGCCUCGUCAACUAUGAAAUCCAAAGACUGACAAACGAAAUUGCCGUGCUAAAGGAAGCAAACAAAACUAAGGAGGAAAAGUCCCAGAUUAUUGGGCAGGCUGAUAGACUCAAGGCUGCCGAUAUGCGGCAAUUGAAGAAUGCAUAUGAAAACCGAUUGACUCAGAUACAAAAAUCAGCCAAAAUUGAAAUAACACGUUUGCUAGAGGAAAUCAAAACCAAAGAACGUAAUAUAGGACAACUGAAGAAGGAUUUGUUGACAUUGCAGGGCCCACCGGGCCCUAAGAAAAGGCCCUCGAAUGAAGCCAAAAUGUCAGCGACGAUGAAACACAAAACGAACGAAACGAGCCAAAAGCCAAAGAAACCUACAACGAUCCCAACUACAACUUCAACAACUUCAACAAUAUCAAAAGCAGCAAAAGCUAAAAACGAACCAGAUACAGAUACUCGUACUACAGCACCAAAUCCCAUACACCAGGCUCAAGUUACACCUGAGAUAACACAACUCAAGAACAUUGAGCUAAUCAACAAUACGAAAAAUGCGCAUAAAUCAACGCUCGAGAUGCGCACAACACUGAAGAGCAGCAACAGCCAGAAGGAGGAGCAGCAGCAGCAGCAGCAGCAGCAGCAGCAGAUUGGAGCCACCACAUGGAUGACAACGCUGCUAAAUGGCCAUGCAGCAGCCAAGACAAAGGACAACAACAACUCGGAUACGGACUCGGCACUCUCAUCGGCACCGCCUUCGAUUAGUCCACAGCCGCCUUCAAGUGGCUCCGACAGCGGUGUCAUCUGGCAGACUCUGCAGGAUCUGGACAAACUGCAGAAGGAAGCGGAAAUGUAUCACAAGGAGAACGAACGUCUGCAAACAGAAGUGCAGCUGAUGAAACAGGAGCUGGAGAGCGCCGAGAAGGCAGCCAUCAGCCACACGCAUAUCAAUGAGCUGAUGCACCGCAUCAAGGAGCUCGAAGAGCAGCAAAUGCACAUCAGCGACGAGUCCAACGAGCUGCGCGAACAGAACGAACUCCUCGAGUUUCGCAUACUCGAACUAGAGGAUGAUAGCGAUAAGAUGGACAGCACCUGCGAGGGUCACUGUCAGCGGUUGCAGAAUCUGCUGGAGGAGUCCGCACAGCACUUGGAGGAUCGGGACAAGCGCUGCCUGCAACAGUUGCUGCAAUGCGUCCAGCAAUUGGAUUUGGAUGCCAUGAUGCCAUCGGGCGAACAGACGAAAGCAGAUCAGCGUCUGCGGCAUACACAGAGCCACAAUCGCAUCGUUGCCACCGUUCAGCCGUACAGCAACUGUUGCGCCCCGCCCAGUGCCCCACCAACGCCCAGCAAGCGAUCUUCGAGUGCCGCCGCCGCAGCCGCCUGGCAGAGCAGCAGCCUCAGCGAAAGCGGCGUCUUUGUAGAGUGCGAUCUGUCCACAUCCUCCGCAGUCUACCAGCACCCGCAUCUGCAGUACUACCAGGAGCGCCUGGACCAGCUGGAGCGCAAGAUUCUGGUCUACGAGAGUGCCGGGGAGACGCAGGCGCAGCAUCUGUCACAGCGACUGCAGCGAGAGGUGCUGCUGGAGAAGGAGGCGCGAGAGCUGAGCGAUCGGGUGCGACAGCUGAUCGAGGAGAACGCCCUGUUGGAGGAGGCCAAGUGCGAGUUCGAGGAGGCGGAGAACGACACGCGGUUGCACCUGCAGCGCAACGAGGUGGAGCUGGAGAUCACGCGGCAGCGGAACGUCGAGCUAGAGUUCAGCAAGGACGCAUUGAGUGCCAAGUACAAGGACUGCAGGGCCGAGUGCCUGAUUCUGAGGGAGGACUUGGCUGCCGCCGAGACGCAGUUGGAGCAUCUGCACGAGGAGCGUCAGCGAACGAAGCGGCAGUUGGAGGCGCUGCGGCGAUCUCUGCCCCUGCUGUUGAUCUGUCGCCUGCUGGCCUUGGCCAAAAUGGGCAACGACAUGUCCAUCAACGAUACUUCCCGCCUCUACUCCGGACAGUGUGAUGGCACCGAGGACACAAUCAGCCAAGGAGAGAGUCCACGCCACAGUUGUGACGCCCGGGAGGUCAUCUUUCUGCGGGAGGAGGUCAAGGUGCUGCGCAGCCAGCUAAAGGACCUCAAUUCGCGCCACUACGAGGCCAUGGAGUCGGCCGACUCGCACUGGGCCGAGCAGGAGCAGGAGUACAAGGAGCGCGAGGAGGCGUAUCUGGCCAAGGAGGUGUCCCUCAAGCAAAAGAUUGGCCAGCUGCAGGAUUGCCUGCGCGAGGACUCGCGUGCGGCUGCCGAGAAGAUCCAGCAGCUGGAGGAGACCGAAGUGGGCCUGAAGACCUGCCUGAUGCGGCUGACCAAAGAGCAUCGCGAUCUCCUCGAGGACAAUCGCGUGCUGCGCAGCCAAGUGGAGAGCCACAAGGCCCAGGAGCAACUGGAGGCGGAGCAGCAGAUGGCCGUGGCGCUGGAGAGCGAGAAGCGACGCUGCCAGGCGCUGAUCGAUGACCUCAGUUUCGCCAAGAAGCUGCAGGCGAGCACCGAGGAGGCGCUCAAGCAGGAGGCCGAGGGACUGCGCAGCCAAAUGUACGAUCUCCGCAAGAGCUUCAUGCACAUCGAAGUCACCAAUGGGGAGCUGAAGGAGGAGGUCGGCACGCUGGAGAACAAGAUCCGGCAGAUGGAGUCGCAAUUGAAGGAGUCCGAAGAGCGCGCCCGCUGCCUGGAGGAUGAGCUGCGCACCAAGGACGAGCUGUGCCAGCGCAUGGAGCGCGAAAUUGGAGUCAUCCCGGAGGGCUUUAGCCUCGCCCACGAGCUCUACGACAGUCCGGCCAAGCGGGUCAAACGAGAGGAGAUCAAGGACUUGCAGACCGCAAGCCUGGGACUGGGCUGUGCCCUGCGCGAGCAACGGAACAGCGCGACAGACUUUAGUUCAAACAGGGAAUUCCAGGUGCUGGCAUGCAACGUAAAGCAGCUGGCGGACCACAUACUCGCUUCCAAGAAUCCGUCCGAGGUGAGUACCAUGUACCAGUCCUGCCACUCUGAUGAGUCGCUCCAUGCACGUGGAGAUGAAGGUGGUGAAGUAGCAGGAGGAGCAGAAGGAGAAGGAGGAGAUGUGCGUGGUGAGGGUGGAGCUGCUGUUCAAGUGUUGCCGAAACCACAACGCAGGUCUGCCAAAGUUCAGGCAGCACUACGCAGAUAUCGACGCUUGCACGGUGUCAAUUCGAGUGAGAGCAAGACUGAAGAGAAGAGGGACAUCAGCGGGCAGAUCAGCGAGAUGCCAGCUUCCAUGGAAGCUUCCAGCGAGCCGCCUGUGUGCAUGGAGACUCUCAGCGAGCUUCCUGCUUCCAUCGUAGCUCCCAGCGAGCUUCCUGCUUCCAUGGAAGCUUCCAGCGAGCCGCCUGUGUGCAUGGAGACUCUCAGCGAGCUUCCUGCUUCCAUCGUAGCUCCCAGCGAGCUUCCUGCUUCCAUGGAAGCUCCCAGUGAGCCUCCUGCUUCCAUGGAGACUUUUGGCGAGGUUCCUGCUUCCAUGGAGACUCUUGGCGAGGUUCCUACCACCCUGGAAUCUUUCUUCGACGUCGAUGAGGGCACAAGAGAACUCCAUCCAGAGAUGGAGCCGAAAGAGAAACUCAAUUCAAAGCGACGCAAGCGGAAGAGCCUCAAGCGGUACAUCUGCAGUCGCAUCUAUCGCGGACGAGUGCGCCGCCGUGCCCUGCAGCGGAAUCUCUCCAACAACAGUUUCCACUCGAUGUCCUCCAUUUACACCCUCCAUUCGGACACAUCGCUCCUGUCCCUGCGUUCACAGCACGCGAGUUGUGUGGAAUUGCCACUUGCUAAAGCGUGCUGCGUGUCCAUUGUCCAAACGGAGUCGCUGUCCACUUGCGCUCAGGAGGUGCAGGCCGCGCCCGAGACCUCGGAGUGUGACAUUCAAUGUGAACUUGUGGACGUGGAGCAGCGUCUGCUGCUGUUGCCGGACCGUACACGCAGAUUUGUGAAGCUGCUGCAGUCGGAGGUGCAGGAUGUGCCAGGGUUCAGGGCCCGCCUGCUGCAUGAGUGGGAGAGCAGCGAGUCCUUUCGCGAAAACAUUGAACGGGUGCAGGACCUGUACUGGACGCGGGAGCCCGAGCCCUUGGAGAGCAUGAAGGUAUUUGUCAGUGCCAAGGGAGGUGUGCGUGACUUGGCUAAGCUGCUCCACCCAAAGGCUUCAUUUACGCUAAACAAGAUCGAGCAGCGCAUCAACGAACGUUUGGUGAUGUUCCACUCCAAAAAGGAACUUAGGUGGAGCAGGCAGAAAAGGGCAGAAAUGUUGGAAGCUCUAGCAAAUGCUGAAAAUCAGGAAAGGGCGGAACAGACCGAGGAAGAUCAGGAAAUGGAGGAACUGGCUGAAAAUCAAGCAAAUGCUGAAAGUCAGAAAAGUGCGGAACAGGCUGAGGAGAAUCAGGAAACGGAGGAACAGGCUGAGGAAGAUCAGGAAUGGGUGGAACAGGCUGAGGAAAAUCAGGAAUGGGCGGAACAGGCUGAGGAGAAUCAGGAAAUGGAGGAACAGGCUGAGGAAGAUCAGGAAUGGGUGGAACAGGCUGAGGAAAAUCAGGAAUGGGCGGAACAGGCUGAGGAAUAUCAGGAAAGAUCAGAACAGGCUGAACAUCAGGAAGAGGCAGCAAAGAAACCGAAUCCCUUAGCACAUAUUGGCCGACCAAAUAAUUUAUUCGAGUUAAUGGGUGUUGGCUUGAGAUGUUGAUACAAAGUCAUUCAAUAUAAAAAUCGAAAUUAAA
Molecule: messenger RNA, 5951 nt
Organism: Drosophila subobscura
Lineage: Eukaryota; Metazoa; Arthropoda; Insecta; Diptera; Drosophilidae
Gene: Pif1A
Product: intracellular protein transport protein USO1
Exons: 11
Coding region: 491-5917 (1808 amino acids)
Source: RefSeq, a predicted model, not a curated record